AUGGAAAUUGGGAAGGAGGAGGUCACUGCUGUCAAAGUGCAGGAGGUACGUGCCACGAGGAUACACGUGCUUGACUGGGCAGGUAAAUUGCGUGCGCUAGAGAAGGUAUUUGGGGAUAUGGUGGUACAGAUGCAUGGUUACGGGUCGGAGCGGUUUGCAAAGACGCUGAAUGCGAUGCGCAAGCUACGUGAUGUUAUGGCCAUGGACUGCGAUAUGGAUCUAUUUUGCCGGACGUCACGGUGUCCUGUGGUGCUCCCAUUACCCGGAACCAACGUCUCUCGCCUGGUCUACACUUCAUCCCGGACAACCGAGGAGGCAAUGGAUAGCGUCCCUGUGUCUGUGGUGUCUUCAGAACCCACAUAA
This is a messenger RNA of Dicrocoelium dendriticum, 363 nucleotides long. The record is from the annotation of a GenBank genome assembly. Lineage: Eukaryota; Metazoa; Platyhelminthes; Trematoda; Plagiorchiida; Dicrocoeliidae.